GUUUUUUAGGUAGCCAAUCACAUGUGAGAAGCAAUGGUUUAUAUGUUAACAGUGACCAUUUAACUGUCCUUUGGGGCAUCUGACAUUUAACCAGUGCAAGACAAAUUGCUAUCAACGGCUGAUCUCCCAGAAAAAUGACUUCUUACACAGACAAAGGAGAAAAGCAUGAAAGAGGCCGCUUCCUAAGCUUUCAUCAUCUUACGUUUUGGGUUGGAAAUGCCAAGCAGGCUGCGAUGUUCUACUGUGACAAAUUUGGAUUUGAACCUUAUGCCUACAGAGGUCUGGAGACCGGCAGCCGGGAAGUAGUAUCACAUGCCAUUAAGCAGGACAAGAUUGUUUUUGUUUUUCAAUCCCCGCUGAACCCUGGCAAUCAAGAGAUGGGGCAGCACAUGAUCAAGCACGGAGAUGGAGUAAAGGACAUCGCUUUCCAGGUGGAAGAUUGUGAUAACUUAUUUCAGAAAGCCAAAGAACAUGGUGCUGUGAUUGUAAAAGAGCCUUGGAUUGAAGAAGAUGAAGGAGGCAGAGUAAAAUAUGCAGUUCUUCAAACUUACGGAGAUACUACACAUACUUUGGUUGAGUACCUGGGGCCAUAUCGGGGUAUCUUUCUACCUGGUUUUAAAGAGCCGCUGUUUAGAGAUCCACUGUUACCUACACUACCAUCAGGAUGUCUACGUUUCAUAGAUCACAUUGUUGGCAACCAACCAGACGAUGAGAUGGAGCCUAUAGUAGACUGGUAUCAAAAGUGUCUACUGUUCCACAGAUUCUGGUCUGUAGAUGACAAGCAGGUUCAUACAGAGUACAGUGCACUGCGCUCGAUUGUGGUGACAAACUAUGAAGAGACAAUAAAAAUGCCAAUAAACGAGCCAGCUCCAGGAAAGAAAAAGUCACAGAUACAGGAAUAUGUGGACUAUAAUGGCGGCGCUGGAGUGCAGCACAUUGCACUAAACACUUCUGAUAUCAUCAAAGCAGUGAAACAUUUAAAAGCCAGAGGGACAGAGUUUCUGAGCACACCUGACACUUAUUAUGACCAGCUGAGAAAAAAUCUUAAAACUGCCAAGAUCAAGGUGAAGGAAGAUAUUAGCAUUCUACAGGAGCUAAAAAUAUUGGUUGAUUAUGAUGAUAAAGGCUACCUUCUCCAGAUCUUCACAAAGCCGUUGCAGGACAGACCCACUCUUUUCCUGGAAGUUAUACAGAGAUACAAUCAUUAUGGAUUUGGAGCUGGAAACUUCAAGUCAUUGUUUGAAGCCAUUGAGAAAGAUCAAGAUGCCAGGGGAAAUCUAACAAUUUAUACAGAUAAUGGAGAACAACAAGUAUUUUACUGAAAAUACAGUCACCAAAAUGGAGAUGGAUGAAUAAGAUCAAAUGCCCUGGAGACGCAUAUGGCUGAAGGGGUCUCAAUCACUUAAGAGGCCUACUUGAAGUCUGUAAAUGUUCUCUUCUCCAUCAAUUGUCAAGCGGUCCAAUGAAUUAGUAAAAGUUUGAAAAAUAAAUUAUCAUAUAAAUAAAUA
Molecule: messenger RNA, 1508 nt
Organism: Spea bombifrons (plains spadefoot toad)
Lineage: Eukaryota; Metazoa; Chordata; Amphibia; Anura; Pelobatidae
Product: 4-hydroxyphenylpyruvate dioxygenase
Exons: 14
Coding region: 135-1322 (395 amino acids)
Biological process (GO): L-tyrosine catabolic process
Cellular component (GO): endoplasmic reticulum membrane; Golgi membrane
Molecular function (GO): 4-hydroxyphenylpyruvate dioxygenase activity
Source: RefSeq, a predicted model, not a curated record